Messenger RNA from Periophthalmus magnuspinnatus, 5242 nucleotides. RefSeq names its product drosha ribonuclease III (gene drosha). Gene Ontology annotation, biological process: regulation of gene expression; rRNA processing; primary miRNA processing. Gene Ontology annotation, cellular component: nucleus. Lineage: Eukaryota; Metazoa; Chordata; Actinopteri; Gobiiformes; Gobiidae. Bases 168 to 4133 code for a protein of 1321 amino acids. The transcript is spliced from 32 exons. Gene Ontology annotation, molecular function: ribonuclease III activity; double-stranded RNA binding. The record is from RefSeq and is a predicted model, not a curated record.
GAAACACGGGCAGUUGUGCUUUGAGUGUGACUGCCGCACACAGGAGCAGUUAGCAUUUCAUAUUUCUAAACCAAUUCAAAGCCACUCGUUUAUUAUAAAGUUUUCCAAAACAGCGAAGUAGUAGAUAUGAUUAAGCAGUUUAUCUAAAGCACCCCAGGUUUGCAGUUAUGUCUUUUCACCAGGACCGCGGUGGAGGCAGCGGGACCCAGCAGCACAGCUCCUCUCAGCCUUAUCACCCUCCUCCACCUACACCUCCGGGCGUCCCUCCUCCCCCUCUCCCUCCAUCUUAUCCCUACGACCCGCAGUGCCCCUCUUCUCACCCUCCUCCCGCCUACCACUAUGGCAUACCUCCCCCUCAUGGCGACUUCAUGCAAUACCCUCCUCCUCCAUCACUCCCUCCUCCUCCUUCCUCCUCCCAGUCCAAUCCAAUCAGAGCUCCAUUUCCAAAAACAACAAUACGUCAAGGUUUUCCGGACACUCCACCCAACUUUCCUCCACCUCCUCUUCAUCAAAAUGCAUAUAACCCGUACAUGAUGCCCCCUCCGCCCUUACCACACCCAUCUAUGCCUCCUCCUCAGUCUGUAAACUACCCUCCACCCUAUUACCCUCCUCAUCCACCCUUCCCUCCACCCCAGUUUAACCCAGGAUACUCACAAAACCAAGGACCACCCAAACAAGACCCAAGUUUUCGCCACGGGGGUCAUUUUAAGCAGGAAGGAGGUCGACGGUCACCAGAUAGGGGGUAUAGACAUGAGGAGCAUAGACAGAAAGGGUAUGGGGGUUAUGGAGGAGGGGACAGACACAAGAUGGAGUUUGGGAGAGGGGAGGGGAAGGACAGAGGGAGGAGUCCAGACAGACGCGGGCGACCAGAGAGUGGACGUUUCAGGCAGGACUAUGAUAGAGGACGAACUCCACCAAGGCACAGGAGCAGAGACAGGAGCAGAGAGAGGCAUCGCCACAGAGACAGUCGCAGGUCCCAGUCUCCAGACAGACACAGGAAAAGGCCCAGAAGCCGUUCUUCAAGCCGUGAUCGUAAGCGCGGGCGAUGGGAGGAGGAGAGGGACAAGAGGUCGGACAGUUCCUCCUCCAAAGACAGGGGGCAUGGUUCUGUCCGGAGCAGAGAUUCGGAGGAGAGCUCCACGGACAGAGAGAGGGAGAGAGAAAGGGAGAAAGAGAGGGAGAGAGAGAAAGGAGAGGAGGAGAAAGAGGAGGAGGAGCUACUUAAACCUGCUUGGAUACGCUGCACUCACGCUGAGAACUACUACUCCAAUGACCCUAUGGACCAAGUGGGCGACUCUACAGUUGUGGGAACCAGUAAACUGCGAAACCUUUAUGAACGUUUUGAAGAAGAACUGGGGAGGAGACAGGAGCGAGCCAAACAAGCACGUCCCAAAUGGGAGCCACCAAAAACCAAACUGGACGAAGACCACGAGGGCAGCAGCAGUGAGUCUGAGUGUGAGUCGGACGCCGAGGGCAGUUCCUGUUCCUCCUCCUCAGACUCUGAAGUGUUUGACGUCAUUGCUGAAAUCAAAAGGAAGAAGGCUCAUCCAGACAGACUGCACGAGGAGCUAUGGUACAAUGACCCGGGACAGAUGAAUGAUGGGCCCUUAUGUAAGUGCAGUGCCAAAGCCAGACGCACUGGGAUCCGCCACAGCAUCUACCCCGGAGAAGAGCCUGUAAAACUCUGUCGUCCAAUGAACAACAAUGCAGGAAAACUGUUCCACUACCGCAUCACAGUGUCUCCUCCCACCAACUUUCUGACUGACCGGCCGACAGUGAUCGAGUACGAUGACCACGAGUACCUGUUUGAAGGCUUCUCCCUUUUCUCCCACACCCCCCUCACUAAUAUCCCAUUGUGUCGCGUCAUUCGCUUCAACAUAGACUACACGAUUCACUUCAUAGAGGAGAUGGCUCCAGAGAAUUACUGUGUCCGGGGUCUGGAGCUGUUUUCCUCAUAUCUGUUCCAGGACAUUCUAGAGCUGUAUGACUGGAACCUCACAGGUCCAGAUGAAGAGAGUGAAACGCCCCAGUGCCAGCGCUUCCACUUCAUGCCACGCUUUGUCAGAUUUCUACCUGAUGGGGGUAAAGAGGUCCUGUCCAUGCACCAGGUCCUAUUGUACGUGCUCCGGAGCAGUAAGCCUCUGGUCCCGGCUGAGGAGAUUGCAGACAUGCUGCAGUGGGAGGAACUUGAGUGGCAGAAGUAUGCAGAGGAGUGUAAAGGCAUGAUCGUCACCAACCCCGGCAUGAAGCCGAGCUCGGUUCGAAUCGACCAGCUGGACAGAGAGCAGUUUAACCCCGAGGUCAUCACUUUUCCCAUCAUCGUGCACUUUGGGAUCAGACCUGCUCAGCUCAGCUACGCAGGGGACCCCCAAUAUCAGAAGCUGUGGAAGAGCUAUGUCAAACUGCGCCACCUACUGGCUAACAGUCCCAAGGUCAAACAGAUGGACAAACAGAAGCUCACCCAGAGAGAGGAGGCCCUUCAGAAGAUCCGUCAGAAGAACACGAUGAGGAGGGAGGUGACUGUGGAGCUGAGCAGUCAGGGCUUUUGGAAAACCGGGAUCCGCUCUGACGUUUGCCAGCAUGCAAUGAUGCUGCCCGUCCUCACUCACCACAUCCGCUAUCACCAGUGUCUCAUGCACCUGGACAAACUCAUCGGCUACGUCUUCAAGGAACGCUGCCUCCUACAGUUGGCCAUGACUCACCCCAGUCACCACCUGAACUUUGGCAUGAACCCCGACCACGCCAGAAACUCCCUCUCCAACUGCGGCAUCAGACAGCCCAAAUAUGGAGACAGGAAGGUGCACCACAUGUACAUGAGGAAGAAGGGCAUCAACACUCUGAUUAAUAUCAUGUCUCGACUCGGGCAGGACGACCCCUCCCCGUCCAGGAUAAAUCACAAUGAGAGACUGGAGUUUUUGGGUGAUGCGGUGGUGGAGUUUCUAACCAGUGUGCACUUGUACUACCUGUUCCCGAAUCUGGAGGAGGGAGGACUGGCUACCUACAGAACAGCCAUAGUCCAGAACCAACACUUAGCCAUGCUCGCCAAGAAGUUGGAGUUGGACCGGUUCAUGCUUUACGCUCACGGGCCAGAUCUGUGCAGAGAGUCAGACCUGAGGCACGCCAUGGCCAACUGCUUUGAGGCGCUCAUCGGUGCUGUGUAUCUUGAAGGAGGACUAGAUGAGGCGCGGCAGCUUUUUGGUCGACUUCUUUUCAACACAGAGGACAUGCGGGAAGUCUGGCUGCACUACCCCCCACACCCCCUACAGGUGCAGGAGCCUCAAACCGACAGACACCUGAUCGACACAUCUCCAGUGCUCCAGAAACUCACUAGUUUUGAGGAGUCGAUCGGAGUCCUGUUCACCCACGUCAGGCUGCUGGCCCGGGCCUUCACUCUGAGGACUGUUGGAUUCAACCAUCUCACACUAGGUCACAAUCAGAGGAUGGAGUUUCUGGGGGAUUCGAUCAUGCAGCUCGUGGCCACUGAGUAUCUGUUUAUCCACUUCCCCGAUCACCACGAGGGACAUUUAACUCUCCUGCGCAGUUCGCUGGUGAAUAAUCGCACUCAGGCCAAAGUCGCGGAGGAGCUCGGGAUGCAGGACUUCGCCAUCACCAAUGACAAAACCAAACGGCCUGUGGCUCUAAGGACCAAGACCCUCGCCGAUCUGCUCGAGUCCUUCAUCGCGGCUCUGUACAUCGACAAGGACCUGGAGUUUGUGCACACUUUUAUGAACGUCUGCUUCUUCCCACGACUCAAGGAGUUCAUUUUAAACCAGGACUGGAACGACCCCAAGUCUCAGCUGCAGCAGUGCUGUCUGACCCUGAGGACGGAGGGCAAAGAGCCGGAUAUACCUCUGUACAAGACUCUGCAGACGGUGGGUCCAUCUCAUGCUCGGACCUACACUGUGGCCGUGUAUUUUAAAGGAGAGAGGAUCGGCUGUGGAAAAGGACCAAGUAUCCAGCAGGCAGAGAUGGGAGCUGCGAUGGACGCUCUGGACAAAUAUAACUUCCCUCAGAUGGCCCAUCAGAAGCGCUUCAUCGAGCGCAAAUACAGACAGGAGCUGAAGGAGAUGAGACGAGAGAGAGAAAGACAAGAGAGAGAGAGCGACGACGCGGAUGACGGAGGCAGGAAGUGAAAACAACCCACCAGCCAAUCAGAAGGGGGCACAGGACAACCCAGCCAAUGCAGAGACUGCACAUUACUCACUAGCCAACCAAAAGACAUCACAUUAUCCAGAUAAGCAACCAGGACAUGCCACAGAUCCAAACUAAUUUAUCAUUUAGCCAAUUCAGACACAACAUCUUACCAACCCAGCCCGUCAGGAGAUGGUACGGUCCCCGUGGGGUAAAUCCAGAGACAGGACAGUACCCAACUAACCAAUGAGGACACAAAGCAGAUCCAAACCAGCCACUCAGGGGGUGGCACAGUACACAACCAGUCAGGUGACUCAAAUCAGUGCAGUUUUUUUAGCAAUUAAGCCAAGAGACUUUAUUUUUUUUAAAUUGAAAUAUUGACCUAUGGAAUAAUGUGUUGGUCCAAGUUUUAAUACACUUCUGAAUGGGCCAAUCAGAGCACAUCAUGUGUCAGAGUCAUGUGUUAGCCUUUUUAAUGAACUGACCAAUUGGAAAAGAGGAUGAUUACAAAAAAGAAAUACUGAUUGAAAAUUUUACCAAGAGACUUUAAAUUCAAGAUGAAAGAAGGAACAGCCACUGUGUACUUCCUUAUGAAUGAAGAAGGGCAGGAAGUAGGGCUCAGAAUUGGCCAAUCAGGGAACAGAAGUCAUAAGCCAAUGAAAUGUACAGUAUUUUAUGAACUGACUGAAGACUUAUCUUAGUUUUAGGAUGGUAUUAAAAAUGGGAAAAAAAAAAUACAUAUAUGAAUUGAUAACACAACACAUGACUCACGACUCCAAUGUUACUGUUAAAAAUGUCAGAGUGAUUUUCAAAGCUACAUGUGUUGUGUGUAUAUUUACAGUUUUAAUGGUCCAGCUGUGGCCUGGAGCACAUGUGGCCCUCCAGACAAUUAUUCUUGGCCCUCAUUGGUCACUGUAAAGCAUCAAUUCAUAGUUGGAUAAGUAUAAUAGUAAAAAAAAAAAAAAUGCCAUUUUACAAUGUGACAACAGAGCUCUACAUUGUGCUUAUCCUCUGCAUUAAAUCAUUUUGUUUGAGUUUGAGUCUAUAUAUAUUGUGUAAACUAUUUUGGGGUAUGAUCAUUUGGUUUACCCAGCUCUGCCCUCAAAGCCAG